This is a messenger RNA of Alosa alosa (allis shad), 5665 nucleotides long. It is a transcript of the gene kcnn3, whose product is annotated as potassium intermediate/small conductance calcium-activated channel, subfamily N, member 3. Gene Ontology annotation, cellular component: neuron projection; plasma membrane; neuronal cell body. Gene Ontology annotation, molecular function: small conductance calcium-activated potassium channel activity; calmodulin binding. The coding region runs from base 1388 to 3802 and encodes 804 amino acids. NCBI's taxonomy places the organism in Eukaryota, Metazoa, Chordata, Actinopteri, Clupeiformes, Clupeidae. The transcript is spliced from 9 exons. Gene Ontology annotation, biological process: potassium ion transmembrane transport. The record is from RefSeq and is a predicted model, not a curated record.
UGAGCGACAAAGCGCAAGAUUGAAGGGCAGAAAAUCUGCCACGACUGGAACGGCAAAGCAACUCUUGUUAUUAAAACAGCAGAGUCAGUUUAUAUUCUGCUUUCUGACAUAUAGGCGGACAUUUCAAGACAUCGGUUCCAGUGCAUCCGUUUUGGAGGCGAAUAUGUAAUACUUAUUUCGCAGCAACAGCUGUCACAUUCAUUUCAUAGUAUACCAUUUUCUUUUUAUAUUACUUGUCUAUUUAUGUCGAUCAUAUAGCCAAAUCACUAUUUGUUUUUUUAGGGAGGGGAAAACGUAACGGAGCGAUUUUUGUCAAUAUAAAGGCGUUUUUCAUACGGAGAAAAGCAAAAUAAGGCACCGUUUUUUCCAAGAAGAAAUACGAUUUGAAAGGAGAGGCUGUCGGCAAGGGUACCAUCGGAUGAGGAAAGAUGGAAUGAUCGUGACAACAUGAAAAAGAAAAAGUGCGAAAGAAUAUUUUCAUCCUGCCUUUGAAUCAACAACUGCACGGGGAGACAGACUGAAGGAGAGGUAGGAGCGACAGACCAAAAGAGAGAAAAGGGUGAGAAAGAGCUGUGCGAGUGAGUCAGUGCGCGAGAAAGAAACGGAGGGGAGGUUUGCUGAAGGACUGACAGAGUGAACCUGACAGAAAACGAUUACUCAAAACAUCGAGCAGGCAAAGCGUCAACACAUAUAGAGAAACAUAUUAAGCAACAUCUGAUCUAGCUGAGCAGUGUGUGUGGUGUGCUGAUCACCACAGCUGUUGUGUUUGUUUAAAAGUGAGCCAGGGUGCUCGGGGUUGCCCAUUGCAUAAGUUCCUUAAUAAUAAGCUGCGCUCAGUGUUGAGUCUGAUAUCUGUGUGACAGAUAUUGCUGGAAGGAUAGAGGGAGGGAGAGAGAGAGAGAGAGAGAGAGAGCGAGAUAGGGUAGUGUCAGGAGAGUGAUUGCUGAAUCCUUUAGGGAAGGAAAUAUGAGCUCAAAAUGUGCUCGUUUUUCUUUCUCUGGACCAACAUAGAUCCCUCCAUCAUUCCCUCCCUCUACAACACCCUUACUUACCCCUCAUCCCCCUCUCCUCUCCUCCCAUCCUAAUCCCUCAUCCAUCAGACAAACUCUCUCUCUCUCUCUUCACUGCUCUUCAUCCCUCCUUAUCUGUGUUAACCAUCCUUCUUCGUUGUAGGGCUCAUCGCUAACUUUCUCUCUUGUUCGCUCUUUCUCUCUUGUUCGCUCUUUCUCUCUUGUUCGCUCUUUCUCUCUGUCUCUCACCUACUUUGUUUUUUCGUCAUCCCUCUCUUCUCCACCUUCAUGCUAUCCUCAUCUCACUCCUCACUCCACCAAACUCCAGAGAUCGAGGAGAGUGUGCCAUAAGUCUCCCGUGGAGCUUGCAGGUUGCCAUGGAUCCCCCUCCCUCCCUGAGUCAAGCCCUGCUGGGUGGGAGUGAGGAUGAGGACCAGCAGCAGCAGCGCCCCCCCCUGCCUUGCGCUGGUACAGCCCACCCCGCCAUCACGGGCAGCUACCCAGGAACGAACCACUCCAAUCACAUGGGGGGAAACAGCAGCCUGGAGAGGCUCAACACCACGCCUUCGCCCACAACGCCCGGCGGCGCCCUGCCCCCAGCAUCCCUGCCACGCUUGCCCCUGGUGACCUCGUCCUCGUCAGGGCUCGCCGCUGCCACAACGACGACCCCACCCCAACUGCCGGCGCCCAUCCCGAACGCGCUGCACCCGACCAGCACUCCGCUGUCGUCGUGUCUGGGCAGCCAGCACAGCCUGAGCGCCGACGCCUCGCCCGUGUACAACGCCCUCUUCUACUCGUCGCACUCGCCCACGACCGAGCGCGAACGUGAGCGCGGCUGCAAGCACAGGCAGGCCAGCCCGCUUGUCCACCGGCGCGACAGCAACCCCUUCACCGAGAUCGCCAUGAGCUCCUGCAAGUACACGGGCGGCGUCAUGAAGCCGCUGAGCCGCCUGAGCGCCUCGCGGCGCAACCUCAUCGAGUCGGACAGCAGCAGCGACACCAAAGAGGGCGGCGGCUCUGGGGCUAGUCCCGCCCCUUCCUCCAUCCCCACCGGGGCCGUCCCACCCUCCUCUUCCUCCCACCCCUCCCAGCUCGGCCAAUCGCAGAACCCGCCCGAGAUAGUCAUCUCCUCCAAAGAGGACACGCCCUACAGGGCGCACGCCUAUGAGAUGUCAAUCUACCACCAGAACCACGCCCUCUCAGAGAGCAGGGCCGCUAUUGGUGCAGGGGUCGGGACUAAUGGGCGGAGAGGAGGGACUGUGACCGGCAGAACCAUCUCCAAGGCGCAGAAGCGCAAGAACCAGAACAUCGGCUACAAGCUGGGCCACCGGAGGGCGCUGUUCGAGAAGCGCAAGCGACUCAGUGACUAUGCGCUCAUCUUCGGGAUGUUCGGGAUAGUCGUCAUGGUGAUCGAGACGGAGCUCUCCUGGGGAGUCUACAAUAAGAGCUCCAUGUAUUCCCUGGCACUUAAGUGCCUCAUCAGUCUGUCCACUGUUAUUCUUCUGGGACUCAUCAUUGCCUACCAUGCGAGAGAAGUGCAGCUCUUCGUCAUCGACAACGGAGCGGACGACUGGCGCAUCGCCAUGACGAUGGAGCGCGUCCUGCUGAUCGCUCUGGAGCUGCUGGUGUCGGCCGUGCACCCGGUGCCCGGCGACUUCAAGUUCCAGUGGCGGGCGCGGCUGGCCUUCUCGUACGCGCCGUCGCAGGCCGAGGCCGACCUGGACAUGGUGCUGUCCGUGCCCAUGUUCCUGCGGCUCUACCUCAUCGCCCGCGUCAUGCUCCUGCACAGCAAGCUCUUCACCGACGCCUCCUCCCGCAGCAUCGGGGCGCUCAACAAGGUGCACUUCAACACACGGUUUGUGAUGAAGACUCUGAUGACCAUCUGUCCAGGAACCGUGCUGUUGGUGUUUAGCAUUUCACUGUGGAUCAUCGCCGCUUGGACCGUACGAGUGUGUGAGAGAUACCAUGAUGCCCAGGACGUCACGAGUAACUUCCUGGGGGCGAUGUGGUUGAUCUCCAUCACCUUCCUGUCCAUAGGCUACGGGGACAUGGUGCCCCACACCUACUGUGGCAAAGGCGUGUGUCUGCUCACGGGCAUCAUGGGGGCAGGCUGUACGGCACUGGUGGUUGCCGUGGUAGCGCGGAAGCUGGAGCUGACCAAGGCGGAAAAGCAUGUGCACAAUUUCAUGAUGGACACGCAGCUCACAAAGAGGAUAAAGAACGCGGCGGCUAACGUGCUGAGGGAGACGUGGCUCAUCUACAAACACACCAAGCUCGCGAAGAAGAUUGACCACGCCAGGGUCCGCAAGCACCAGAGGAAGUUCCUGCAGGCCAUCCACCAGCUUCGCAGUGUGAAAAUGGAACAACGCAAGCUAAGUGAUCAAGCCAACACUUUGGUGGACCUCUCAAAGAUGCAGAGCGUCAUGUAUGAGCUGAUGUCGGAGCUGAAUGACCGCAGCGAGGACCUGGAGCGCCAGAUGCUGAGCCUGGAGCAGCGGGUGGAGCAGCUGACGGCAGGCUUCAGCGCGCUGCCCGCUCACCUGUCGGCCACGCUGGCCGCCCAGCACAACGCCCUGCUGAUGCUGCUGCGGGAGCGCGACACCAAGCUGCUCUCGCCACCCAUGCCCCUCGCCCCCGCGCCCGCACCGCCAAUGCCCCACGCCAAUGCCAACGCCCAGACCAACGCCACGGCCGUCGCCACGGCCACCACUGCCAUCGCGGCCGCUCCCAGCAGCGCAGCACAGGGCGGUGAGGCCGACGACAGCCCCAACACCACCGCCUCCAGCUGCUGAGAGACACCGGACCGGAGAGAUGGGAGAGGAGUGGAGGAGAGAGAGGAAAACUAAGAAGGAGGGGUUGGGAGAACCCCCAGGAAAUGGCUGCCGAAAAGGGCAACGGUGGUGUAAAGAGUGGAUGUGACACUAGAGGAGGGAGAGAGAGAGAGAGAGAGAGAGAGAGAGAGAGAGAGAGAGAGAGAGAGAGAGAGAGAGAAGAAGAAGAGUGAGAGUGAACAGGGAAACAAGGGAUGAGUGGGAAAUGUUCAGGGGGUAAGGGCUCUGGCGGAGAGCUCAGGAGAGAGUAGGAAUGAGAUCCGCUGGGACACGACUAUGAGGAGGAGGAAACACUGCACAUGAGAGGCCGGCCUGGGAAAGAGGACAAGGGGAUGAAGAAGAAGAGAGACUGAAAUAAUAGUGUAUGAAUACCUCUCUUGGAAUGUGCACACUCAUUAUAGGAAAAUGUCUCUCUCCCUACAUCAGGAAACCAUGACAAUGACUUUUUAAUCUUAUGAUGUGUUUUUUAUUACCUAAUUGCUAAUUGUGUGUUAACAAGCAUCCCUUUAAAGAGAGCUCCAGUCAAUAACAUGAAACAGACUAGUGCUACUGCCAUAUGCACACACACACACACACACACACACACACACCUCCCUCUCUCUUUCACACACACAUACACACACACGCACACACACACACACACACACAACACACACCUCCCUCUCUCUUUCACACACACAUACACACACACACACACACACACACACACACACACACACACACACAUAAAGACAUUGAGCUCACACUCACAACCUGUUGAAAAAGGCACACACAAGAUAUGGGCUAAGACACAACCAGAGAGUGCAGAAAGCACAUAGAUGGUCCAAUUUAUGUUGGAUAGGCCACACACACACACACACACACACACACAUACACACACUGACUCACUACAAGAUACAGAUCACUGCCAAAAUGAGCCAAGCGGAAGCAAACCAAUCCAGUUUAAGCUUUUCAUCAUGAUGUUUGCAUAUCCGGAGGACGAACCCUCACUGUUUUCCUGAAUGUACACUUUGGAACGCAUACCUACACAGCCCUAAUAGUCUCAAAACACAUAGAAUAACCACACUAACAAAGAAAUGCAGACAUAGCCUACACACUGACAUGUUUUUUUUUCCUGAUUAACUUUGCUACCAAAGUGCUCUGUCUCUAGCUGACUGCAAAGGACAAUGACUAUGAAGGAUAUGAAAGAUACAGAGUAAAUAAAAAUGGAGAGGAGGAAGAGAGGUGUCAAUACCAGUCAUUGACUCCUGUGAAUGUCAUGGUGGAAAUAAUGGGAUAAUCAGGUCUGAUUCAGGAGGGUGGUUUAGAAAGUGCUGGAAGAGAGGCAACCCUUACACAACCUGCCAUGUGGGCUGCUCUUAAGACAAACUACUUUAGAAAGAAGGACUAAAGUCAUUCUUCAAAGAAAUGAUUAUCAUUGAAAUGGUGUGUCAGAUAUCUAUAUCAAUAUCUAUUCUGACCCCAUUCCUACGGAGACCAUUUAAAAAACUGUCCUAUAGUGACAUCCUGUGGCCGGAAUACUGAACUAAACCUGCUUGGAAUAUUGUACAGUAUGCUAUUACAGAAAAAACUGCUUUGUAAGGCUUUUUUCUUAUUAUUUUUUUCUUUUUUUAAAAAACACUAACCAUUUAAGGAUUAUUAACACAAUUAUAGCUUACAUUUACCAUUAUUAUAGCAUUCGUCACAACAUUUAAUAUAACUGUAUUAAUAACUUUAAUAACUAUCAACAAAUAAUGGAUAAGGGAAAGGUGACGUUUGAGGUUGAAAUUAUUUUGUAAUUUUAUUUUACCAGAGAGAAUUAAUAAAGUAUAUAUCUAUAUAACA